ACCAAACAGAGGUGGCGGCGGCGGCGCCUGUCAACCCCAGUUCGGUUCCCCGGUUCUCUCCCCUUGUCCGGUUCUCCGGUCCCCGCCGAUAUGUUCUCCGUGACUCAGCCCGCUGGGGGUGUGCUGCUAGCUGCUCUUGGCCUGGUGGUGCCCCGCCUGUCCUUCGCCUGUCUGUCGGUCCCUGACAUCCCGCACAUCGCCCCGUACUUCGGCACCAAGACCCGGUACGAGGAGGUGAACCCGCACCUGCUGCGGGACCCGCUGUCCGCUGACCCGUCCGUACUGAGACCGCCGCCGGCCGAGCGCUGCUCCCCGGUCCACCUCACCGCCGUCAUCCGGCACGGCAGCCGCUACCCGACCGUCAAGAACAUCCGCAGGAUCCAGAAACUGAGCGAGCUGGUCCGGACCGAAGCUUCCAGAAGCUCCGGCGGCUCCGAGGAAUGGAUACAGGACAUCCAGAGCCGCUGGGAGGCCUGGUACACCGAGGACAUGGACGGUCAGUUGGUGGCAAAGGGCCGGGAUGACCUGCGUCAGCUGGCAAGCCGCCUGGCGUCCUUGUUUCCAUCUCUACUGUCCGAGGAGAACGUGAAGAAUAGGAGGGUGCGUUUCUUGACCAGCUCGAAGCAUCGCUGCGUAAGCAGCGUGGAGGCUUUUCAAGAGGGGCUGCAGCGCCACUGGGGGCACCCUGACACCGAGCCAGAGUAUAGCCACAAGGUGGAUGACGAGCUGAUGCGUUUCUUUGAGCGCUGUCGUGGCUACGUGGAGGGUGUGGAGAACAACCACACAGCGCUGCUGGAAGUGGAGAAGUUCAAGCACGGCAAGGAGAUGGAGGGAGUGAGGAGAAGGAUGGCUGACAGGCUGGGCCUUCCUCACCACCGACUCACACCAGAUCUGGUGGAAGCGGCCUUCUUCUUGUGCUCCUAUGAGCUCUCCAUCAGGUCCGUGCACUCACCAUGGUGUUUCCUCUUCAACGAGACUGACGCAAAGGUGUUGGAGUACAAGUCAGACCUGAAGCAGUACUGGAAGCGUGCUUACGGCCACGAGAUCAGUAGCCUGUCCAGCUGUCCGCUCUUUCAUCACGUUUUCAGGACACUUGACAAAGCCGGACGUCCUCGCAGGUCCACUGAGGCGUCCCCAGAGCCAGCCUCUGUCCUGGUGGGUCAUGCUGAGACACUCCUCCCCCUCCUCUCUCUACUGGGACUCUACAAAGACCAGACUCCUCCCACUGCCAGCAACUACCCGUCACAGCAUGGUCGGCGUUUCCAGACAAGUCAGAUCGUCCCGUAUGCCGCCAACCUGCUUUUUGUUCUGUACGACUGCCAGCGAGGCCCGCGGCUGCAGCUGCUCAUCAACGAGUCUCCAGUUCGAUUCCCCGGGCUGGAGGAGGAUGCACCGCUGUACCGGGAUGUACGGGCCACGUACCGCCAUCUACUGGACGGCUGCGACUUCCACAGAGAGUGUGAGGGGAGGGCGGUGGGCCGAGCACCCAACACGGAGCUCUGAGAGUGACAGGUGCAACACACCUGCUGACCUGUGCACACUGGAGCCCCGCCUCUGACAGUGAGCGUCCAAUCAUACACUAGAUAAAUGAAUGGGAGAAUUUAUCCAGGUUCAGAUGUUUGAAUCAAGAGCCUCAGAGUGUUCUACGGACUUCAGGAAACUUUUUUUUGACUGAAUCAAGGUGUUUUCAGAGCGUCAUGUGACUGAGCCUUGACCUGAGUACUGAGUGACAGGCUCACCGUGGCAAUGACCAUCUUUUAUAUCCAGUCUGUGGUCUUGCAGACAUUUAAAAACGUUCCUGAGGGCGGCUGGAUUAUUCCCGAUCAUCAGAUUUGUUUCUUGGUUUCAGUUCAGCUUGUGUGUGAAAAUGUUGGGCUUUGGUUUAGUUUGACUCUGUGGUCAGUAUAAAGUUGGGGGGCAAAGUUCAGUCAAACUUAAUUUCUGUGGUCAGCAGGAAGGGCAAAGGUUAAAAGUGCUGAUGGGUGAAAUGUGGUGCUUCCUGUUUGAAUUUUUGUGUUUGAUGAACUGAACCUUUAAUAUCAGAGCUUUAAGUUUAAUUUAUUCAGAUUUUUCUGUUUGAUUUUCUGCUUUUUCUGCUAGGACUUUCACAAUGUCUUUUUUUAUACUGUGAGUCCAGGUGGGGUUGCUGGGCUGAGAUCUGAAUCAUUUUGUGUUCAGGAUGAAAAAUGUUAUUUUAUUUCAGCUUUGUGCCAAAAUCAGAACUUUUGGGGUGUUUUUUUUUUACUAUUUCUUUUGUUUCUCAUCCAAAUGUUUUUCAUUUGAAGCUUUAAUAAAGUUAUUUUUCA
Archocentrus centrarchus (flier cichlid) is the source of this 2306-nucleotide messenger RNA. It is a transcript of the gene minpp1b, whose product is annotated as multiple inositol-polyphosphate phosphatase 1b. The coding region runs from base 91 to 1503 and encodes 470 amino acids. The transcript is spliced from 7 exons. The record is from RefSeq and is a predicted model, not a curated record. Lineage: Eukaryota; Metazoa; Chordata; Actinopteri; Cichliformes; Cichlidae. Gene Ontology annotation, molecular function: acid phosphatase activity; inositol phosphate phosphatase activity.